AUGUCUAAGCUUCCUGUUAUCAAGCUAUCCGACGAAAUCGAUUAUGACAAACAACAAGUUGCCUUUGAGGCUUUCCUUACAGGAUUCAAAUCAACACUUUCAACAGAAGAGGCUGCCCGUGACGCGUUAUCGAACUUGAACAUGGAGGACCAGGACGAAGACCUCACCGAUACACCCCGCCGUCGUGCAACGCGCUCUGGUGGAAGAAGCCGUGCAAGAAGACCGAGAGUUGCGGUUCAGGAACCCAAACUAAAGUACAUGCUACAGCUCCAAGAGAUUGCAAACAGAACACGGGAUUCUAUCACUAUUGAGUUGGAUGACUUGAGGAGUUUUGAGGAUUCAGGUCUUGUUGAAGAAGCAGUGGGAUUAGUCAAAGCGGUGGACAAGAAUGCUGCUCAUUACAUUGAGAUCUUUUCGAGGGCCAUUGAUAAAGUUAUGCCCCCGGAGACUGUAGACACUACCUACAAUGACGAUGUCCUUGACCUCUUCCCCGCGAUGCUUACCCGUCGCUACCAGGUGUAUUUCAAGCCUUUGACACCAUCAGGCGACUCUGGUAACAAAGCGCUUGCAGUGCGUAAUGUUCGUGGUAGCCAUCUAGGUCAUUUGAUCACCGUUCGUGGUAUUGCAACCCGUGUGUCGGACGUCAAGCCUACUGUACUCGUUAAUGCAUAUACCUGCGACAGAUGUGGUUGCGAGAUUUUCCAAGAGGUCAAGACCAAGAGCUUUGCUCCAUUAGUCGAUUGUCCUUCACAAGAGUGCAAGAACAAUGAUGCGAGAGGUCAGCUUUUCAUGUCGACUCGUGCGUCCAAAUUCUUGCCAUUCCAGGAAAUCAAGAUUCAGGAAAUGGCAGAUCAAGUACCUGUCGGACACAUUCCCCGAACCCUCACAGUGCAUGCCCACGGUUCUCAGACAAGAUGUGUCAACCCUGGAGAUGUCGUUGAUAUUGCGGGAAUAUUCCUACCAACACCAUACACCGGCUUCAAAGCUAUCAAGGCAGGUCUAUUAACAGAUACCUACCUUGAAGCCAUGCACUUUGAGCAACACAAGAAACAAUAUGACGACAUAGUGAUCGAUACCCGAACUAUCCAACGUAUUGAAGAGCUCCGAGAACAAGGCAACCUCUACGACACCCUUGCCAAGUCCAUUGCCCCCGAGAUCUUCGGUCACGAGGAUGUGAAGAAAUGCCUCCUCCUCCUCCUCAUUGGCGGUGUAACCAAAGAAAUGGGUGAUGGAAUGAGAAUCCGUGGUGAUAUCAACGUGUGCUUGAUGGGAGACCCCGGAGUGGCCAAAUCCCAGCUCCUAAAAUACAUCACCAAAGUCGCCCCCCGUGGAAUCUACACCACAGGUCGUGGAUCCUCUGGUGUCGGUCUCACAGCUGCCGUCAUGCGCGACCCAGUCACAGACGAGAUGGUCCUCGAAGGCGGAGCCCUGGUACUAGCAGACAACGGUAUAUGCUGCAUCGACGAGUUUGACAAGAUGGAUGACUCGGACCGCACAGCGAUUCACGAAGUCAUGGAGCAGCAAACCAUCUCUAUUUCCAAAGCCGGUAUCACCACAUCCCUAAACGCACGUACUUCCAUCCUGGCGGCAGCGAAUCCCCUCUACGGCCGCUACAACCCCAAGUUCUCCCCUGUGGAAAACAUCAAUCUCCCUGCCGCCCUCCUCUCCCGGUUCGACAUCCUCUUCCUAAUCCUGGACACCCCCACCCGUGAAGGCGACGAAGAACUCGGCCGUCACGUCACAUUCGUGCACAUGGAGAACCGCCAUCCAGAAAUGGACUUUGAACCCCUGACCCCGCAAGAAAUGCGCAUUUACAUUGCCCAAGCUAGGACCAAGCGCCCCGUCAUUCCUAAGGAAGUAGCAGACUACAUAGUCGGCGCGUACGUUAACACGCGUAAAGCCGCGAAGAAGGCGGAAAAGGACAACAAGUCCUUCACCCACGCAUCACCCCGUACCCUCCUUGGCAUCAUCCGUCUCUCCCAGGCACUCGCCCGUCUGCGCUUCGCCGACACAGUCGUGAUCGAGGACGCCGACGAAGCGCUUAGACUCAUUGAAGUGUCCAAAGCUUCGCUGCAGGAGAAGAGCGACUGGGAUGAGGACAAUACCGUUUCCUCGAAGAUCUACAACAUCAUCCGAACCCUGGCCUUUGGUGCGGGUGACGGCAGUGGCGAGUUGAAUAUGAGGAAUGUCCGAGAGAGGGUUUUGGCGAAGGGUUUCACGGACGAUCAGUUGGCCGACGUGAUAGAUGAGUAUUCCGCGUUGGAUGUUUGGCAGGUAGCUGGGGAGGGUACUAGACUCGUGUUUGUCGGGGCGGAAGUUGAUGCUGAGGAAAUGGAUGUCGACAUGAGUUAGUUUUUAGUCUCUUUCUCCUUUUUUUUUGCCUUUACCGCCCUCCCCAUAUCCUAAGUCAGUCUGGGUUACGCGCGGUAUACUCGAAUGUGUGACAUCCUGUGCCCGAAAAUACAAUGACAUGAUAGAUGAUGA
Molecule: messenger RNA, 2484 nt
Organism: Tuber melanosporum (Perigord truffle)
Lineage: Eukaryota; Fungi; Ascomycota; Pezizomycetes; Pezizales; Tuberaceae
Exons: 5
Coding region: 1-2352 (783 amino acids)
Biological process (GO): DNA strand elongation involved in DNA replication; double-strand break repair via break-induced replication; DNA replication
Cellular component (GO): nucleus; MCM complex
Molecular function (GO): ATP hydrolysis activity; single-stranded DNA binding; single-stranded DNA helicase activity
Source: RefSeq, a predicted model, not a curated record